Paramecium octaurelia is the source of this 560-nucleotide messenger RNA. NCBI's taxonomy places the organism in Eukaryota, Ciliophora, Oligohymenophorea, Peniculida, Parameciidae. The record is from the annotation of a GenBank genome assembly.
CUUUAUGAAUCAAUUCCUUUUAAUUGUAGCUCUGAGUGUGAUUUCAGCGAAUUGUUAUUUCGGACUUGAAGAGGUAGAAGUAACUCUAGUCUCUGAUAAAAAAAUAUCAUUCAAUGGAGUCAUCACUAUUGUACCACAUACAGAAAAUAUAGUCAUUUGGCUCUGCAAUAAAAAUAAAUUAAGUAAUGCUAUUUUUGAUAUCAAGACUUAUUGCAUCUGAUGAAUGGCUCUGAAAUAGUAAAGAGGCUGUAUUUUUUGAAUGAUUAUAAGGGAUUCAUAGUGAAAUGCGGAUACAAGAUGAAGAUCGACAAAAACGAACUCGGCUUACAUUAAAUAACAUUGCUAGCUAAUGACAGUAAUUGAGAACUCUUUUUUAAUUCUUCAUUGCAGAAUCCCACAAGAUUAUAUUGUCCUACCGAACCCAAAAUGACCGUGAGUAUACAAACGAAGUUAUAGACUUACUACCAAAUCUUUCAUGCCGUGUUGAUACAGAGAUGUUCAUUAUUGAAGAUUAUUUGGAUUCAUUUUGCCAAAGAAACUAGCAUUUCCCAUCCCUGACC